GAUCCCUGAAGCCAGGUACAAGCAAGAUGAGAGCCAGUUAUCUCCAUGGAGUGACAGAGGCUGGUCUGUUUUCCAGGCUGCUUUCCCCAAACAUGGCCAACAAGGGUCCUUCCUAUGGCAUGAGCCGCGAAGUGCAGUCCAAAAUCGAGAAGAAGUAUGACGAGGAGCUGGAGGAGCGGCUGGUGGAGUGGAUCAUUGUGCAGUGUGGCCCUGAUGUGGGCCGCCCAGACCGUGGGCGCUUGGGCUUCCAGGUCUGGCUGAAGAAUGGCGUGAUUCUGAGCAAGCUAGUGAACAGCCUGUACCCUGAUGGCUCCAAGCCGGUGAAGGUGCCCGAGAACCCGCCGUCCAUGGUCUUCAAGCAGAUGGAGCAGGUGGCUCAGUUCCUGAAGGCGGCUGAGGACUAUGGGGUCAUCAAGACUGACAUGUUCCAGACUGUUGACCUCUUUGAAGGCAAAGACAUGGCAGCAGUGCAGAGGACCCUGAUGGCUUUGGGCAGCUUGGCAGUGACCAAGAAUGAUGGGCACUACCGUGGAGAUCCCAACUGGUUUAUGAAGAAAGCGCAGGAGCAUAAGAGGGAAUUCACGGAGAGCCAGCUGCAGGAGGGAAAGCAUGUCAUUGGCCUUCAGAUGGGCAGCAACAGAGGGGCCUCCCAGGCCGGCAUGACAGGCUACGGACGACCUCGGCAGAUCAUCAGUUAGAGCGGAGAGGGCUAGCCCUGAGGCCUGCCCUCCCCCAGCUCCUUGGCUGCAGCCAUCCCGCUUAGCCUGCCUCACCCACACCCGUGUGGUACCUUCAGCCCUGGCCAAGCUUUGAGGUUCUGUCACUGAGCAAUGGUAACUGCACAUGGGCAGCUCCUCCCUGUGCCUCCAGCCUCAGCCCAACUUCUUACCCAAAAGCAUCACUGCCUUGGCCCCUCCCUCCCGGCUGCCCCCGUCACCUCUACUGUCUCCUCCCUGGGCUAAGCAGGGGAGAAGCGGGCUGGGGGUAGCCUGGAUGUGGGCCAAGUCCACUGUCCUCCUUGGCGGCAAAAGCCCAUUGAAGAACCAGCCCAGCCUGCCCCCUAUCUUGUCCUGGAAUAUUUUUGGGGUUGGAACUCAAAAAAAAAAAAAAAAAAAAAAUACAUCAAUCUUUUCUCAGGCCUGGCUGGCAGAGUUUCAUUUGCCCUGGUCACUUUUGUUAUGGUUUCAGAUCUGCACAGGGGACAGGCAGGCAUCUCGGGCUUAUAUGUGUUCCUGGCUGCCGUCCUCCGAAGGACCCUUCACGUGCCAAGAUUCCGGGACGGUCAGAUUCUUUCAGAGGAAACAGGCCAUAGAACAGGAGAGUGAAUCUUGGGGACCGAAGGGAAAAAG
This is a messenger RNA of Symphalangus syndactylus (siamang), 1349 nucleotides long. RefSeq names its product transgelin (gene TAGLN). NCBI's taxonomy places the organism in Eukaryota, Metazoa, Chordata, Mammalia, Primates, Hylobatidae. The record is from RefSeq and is a predicted model, not a curated record. Gene Ontology annotation, molecular function: protein binding.